AUGUUAUCGUUAUUUUCAUUAGAAGGCCAAGUUGCCUUAAUCACCGGCGGAACUAAUGGUAUUGGCUUAGGAAUGGCAAAGGGUUUAGCGGAUGCAAAUAUUGAUCAGAUUAUCUUGACGUACAGAUCCGAAAAGCCAUUAGAAAAUACAAUUAAAGUUUUACAAGAAGUCAAUCCAAAGGUUAAAAUCAGCUCAAUUGAAGCUGACUUUGGUGGAUCGGAAAGUGAAGAUGACUUGGUAGAAAGGAUUGCUAGAGAAGCAUUCAAGUUGUCAGUAAGCGGAAAGAUUGAUAUUUUAAUUAAUAAUGCUGGUAUCAAUAAUCGUUUUGUAUUCGAUAAGUUUCCUCAAGACAAAUUUGACGAAGUUUUGAGAAUAAACUUGAAUAUCCCUGUUAAGCUUACAAAGGCAAUUGGAUGCAAAAUGUUAGAAACUAAGACGAAGGGUAAAAUUGUGUUUACUGCAUCCUUGUGUUCAUUUCAAGGGGGAGUUGAUUCUACCGCAUAUGCAAUUACUAAAGGUGGCAUUAAGCAAUUCACAGCAGCUCUUUCGAACGAUUGGUCUCUGAAAGGUAUCAGGGUGAACUCGAUUGCCCCGGGAUACAUUUCUACUAACCUUACAGAUCAAAUUGAUCCUAAAAGACGUGAUACACUUAUCUCUCGUAUUCCUAUCGGAAGAUGGGGUGAUAUGGAUGAUUUCCAAGGUCCUGCUGUUUUCUUAUGUUCUGAAGCCAGUAAGUAUGUGACUGGUGAAACAUUAGUCGUCGAUGGAGGCUGGUUAGGUUAUUAG
Messenger RNA from Debaryomyces fabryi, 786 nucleotides. RefSeq lists its product as uncharacterized. The record is from RefSeq and is a predicted model, not a curated record. The coding region runs from base 1 to 786 and encodes 261 amino acids. Gene Ontology annotation, molecular function: oxidoreductase activity, acting on the CH-OH group of donors, NAD or NADP as acceptor. The transcript has a single exon. Lineage: Eukaryota; Fungi; Ascomycota; Pichiomycetes; Serinales; Debaryomycetaceae.